AUGGCUGCCCGCACAUUUUCUAGAGUCGCUAGACCAGCUGUACGUCAAUUGACUGCACCAGCACGCAGAACUUUUGUCUCUGCUGUCAAUGCCUCAGUCAGACCUUCUGCUGCUCGUGCUGUUGUUGGCGCAUCUCAACAAGUCAGAGGUGUAAAGACCAUCGACUUUGCUGGCACAAAGGAGAAGGUUUACGAGAGAGCCGACUGGCCCCUUGAGAGACUCCAGGAAUACUUCAAAAAUGACACAAUGGCCAUCAUUGGUUAUGGUUCCCAAGGACAUGCUCAAUCUUUGAACAUGCGCGAUAACGGUCUUAAGGUUGUGGUCGGUGUUCGAAAGAACGGUCAAUCAUGGAAGGAUGCUCAACAAGAUGGUUGGGUUCCAGGAAAGAACCUUUUCGAGGUUGAUGAGGCUAUCUCAAAGGGUACCAUCAUUAUGAACUUGCUUUCUGAUGCUGCUCAAAGUGAGACCUGGCCAGCAAUUAAGCCCCAGAUCACCAAGGGAAAGACUCUUUACUUCUCCCACGGUUUCUCCCCAGUCUUCAAGGACCAGACCAAGGUCGAUGUCCCAACUGACGUUGAUGUUAUUCUCGUCGCACCAAAGGGAUCUGGACGUACCGUCCGAACUCUCUUCCGUGAGGGUCGUGGAAUCAACUCUUCCAUCGCCGUUUUCCAAGAUGUUACCGGAAAGGCACAAGAGAAGGCCAUCGCUCUCGGUGUUGGUGUUGGAUCUGGAUACCUUUACGAGACCACCUUUGAGAAGGAGGUCUACUCUGAUUUGUACGGAGAGCGUGGUUGUUUGAUGGGUGGUAUCCACGGUAUGUUCCUCGCACAAUACGAGGUUCUCCGUGAGCAAGGUCACAGCCCAAGUGAAGCUUUCAACGAGACUGUUGAGGAGGCUACCCAAUCUUUGUACCCAUUGAUCGGUGCCAACGGUAUGGACUGGAUGUACGAGGCAUGCUCUACCACUGCCCGUCGCGGUGCUAUCGAUUGGUCCGGAAAGUUCAAGGAUGCUUUGAAGCCAGUUUUCAACGACUUGUAUGACUCUGUCAAGACCGGAAAGGAGACUCAAAGAUCGCUUGAGUUUAACUCUCAACCGGAUUACCGUGAGAAGUAUGAGGUUGAGAUGAAGGAGAUUCGUGAAUUGGAGAUCUGGAGAGCAGGAAAGGCUGUCCGUUCUCUUCGUCCCGAAAACAACUAA
Sclerotinia borealis F-4128 is the source of this 1197-nucleotide messenger RNA. Lineage: Eukaryota; Fungi; Ascomycota; Leotiomycetes; Helotiales; Sclerotiniaceae. The record is from the annotation of a GenBank genome assembly.